GCAUCACCCAAUUUUUACUUGAUAUUUUUUCUUUUUUUGUUACAAUNUUUCAUAAUCAUUUUUCUUGAAAACUGGUUUGAAUUCGACAGAUUGAGUCUUUUUUACCUGUUUUCAAUCGUCGUCUCCAAGUAACUGAAUCAAGAUUUGCAGACCAAGCUCCCACCUUUCAUGGCCAUAUAGGUAUAUAGCAAAGCAGCUGAGGAAAAGGGAUCACAUCAUGUUGCCAGCUGUUCAGACUUCAUCCCCUCGGCAUAGCCUUUCUUCAAGAAACAAGGUCCAAAACACCAUUGGGCCCGGCCCAAACUUCCUCGACAAGCUCCCCUGCCAUCUCUUCUACGCGCACCUCCUCCUAAUCACGGCCCUCAUAGCCUUCCUCGCUAUCCGGGCUGCCCUCUUCCCAGGCCCGGCCCGAAACUUCCACCCAAGAAUAUGGUACGCCAUAACCCUCUCCACAACUGCCCUGUCAGGACUCUCGGCACUCUCAUAUCAAGCACUCGUAAACCUCAGCCCCUCAAAAACCUUCAAAACCACAUUCUGGCUAAGCCCGCUCCUCACCUGCGCGUACGGCAUACUACUCGUCUUGAUAGGCACUCCCACGAGCCUAGCAGCUGGAGUCCUCACGAUAAUCUGUUCGGUCACACAAUCUCUCUACGCUUGCUGGGCCAGCCCAAGAUUUACCCACGCCACGAAAAUCCUCUCGAUUUCCCUCGCAUACCAGCCUCCGAAAACGAAAUCGGCCGUAAUCAUAUCCGUCUGCGCUAGCAUUCUCUUCUCGUCUCUACUCAUGUCCGGUUUAGGAAAUUCAACAACCAAGCUCGAACCUUUAUUCGUUUUCUUGAUCCUCGCAAGCCUUGUGUGGACAAUGCAGAUAAUCAAGAACACGAUGCAAGUCGCAGUCUCGCACGUCAAGUACAUGCAGUUCGCAUGUGGGGUGGAGGUCGAUUUCGGGCCGGUCGCGAAAGCCACGGCCCGGAACUCGAUGGGGAGCAUCUGUGCAGGCUCGAUUCUCGUGCCAGCUGUCACGGCUGCCCGAGCUGCGGGUCGGGCCGUGGGGUCCGUUUCUGGGGAUUCGGACGAGUUCAUGUUCUCGUGCGCGGGAUGUUGCGUGGGGGCUUCAUCGAGGGCUGUAGCGUACGGGAAUAGGUGGGGAUUUGUACAUGUUGGGGUGUAUGGGAAGGGGAUUAUUCGGGCCUCAGGCGACACGUGGGAGAUGUUCGGGCGGGCUGGGAUGGAGGAUUUGAUUGACCGUGAUCUCACGAGCUCGUUUUGCUUCCUGUGUGGGGUUGCGAGUGGGGCUGUGUGUGGAUUGGUUGGUGGGGUUUGGGCGCUUUUCGUUCACGGGAGGUUUGCGACGGAAGUUUCUGUGUACGCUUUCUUGGUUGGGUAUUUCACGGUGCGUGAGAUCACGACUUUCGACCUUUCAAGGUACGUGUUUUUGAAUAGAGUGGCAAUGGCAUGGAUACAAGCUAGUGUUAUGGCGUAUUAUGUUGCUUAUGCGGAAAAUCCACAAAGCCAGCAGUUUGAUGAUACUAUCCCAGCUUACAUCAGGCAGCUUCAAAGAUCACAAGUUCAGAAAACGAUAUGGCAUGCAAAUGGCAAGGAACAAAUCUUGCUAUGUCUUUUCAUAGGUUUAGAACGAAUGAUUCAACUGAAGGAUGUGCUACUUCUUGUGACUCUUGAUUUUGAUGCAACUAGUAUGGUGAGAAGCAAACCUUGUCCACGAAGCCAGUUCAAAUAUGUCCCCGGCCACCACAUUCCGAGCACAUUGUAUUCCCCGUUCCUCCACAACCUGAAUGUUAAACCGAGGAUAGGUUAA
Molecule: messenger RNA, 1816 nt
Organism: Striga asiatica
Lineage: Eukaryota; Viridiplantae; Streptophyta; Magnoliopsida; Lamiales; Orobanchaceae
Source: the annotation of a GenBank genome assembly